GCCGGUAUGGCGAGCCCAGAAAAAGCAAAGCCGCGGCCAAGGCGACGGCCGGCAAGAAAACGCCCACGACCUCACUAUCUCCGCCCCGGCGGCUAUAUUUGGUACUACCCGUGACACGAAUAUGUGGGGACCACUGGCGUUCAGUUAUUUGUGUACGUACUACGGCUUGGUGACUGGGGAGUUUCGAGACGCUCUAAAGCGGGCCUGGAAAACACCGGUGGGGACUUUGGCUUUUCCUCCGACGGAGAUUCGGCGCGACAUAGCAGAACGGGCUUCCGAGGCGCUGCUUAUGCUCCGUGUUGAUGACGCGGGUCGCGUCGCGUGUCAUGGGGUCGAGGCGAACAAGGACUCCAGUGAUCGUGUUUGGAAAGACCUGCGGAGAGCGAGAUUCUGGGAAGCGGCGACAGCAAGCCAUCUAGAGGAUAUAGAAGCUUUGUUGUCGUCGGGCGUCGAUGGUAGGGGGCCCGUACGCUUUUUUAAUCGGAAGGGGAGGCUAGCGGAGAUCACAGCGAGUCGGGUGCAAAACGAGCGCAACGAGCCCGCGGGCAAUUACCUAUGUCGCAGAGAUGGGGGAGGUGGACGCAGGGAAGUGCCCCGGACUCUAGUGCCCAUGUCUCAGGCCGACCUUCGCCUUGGGUUCGAGGGGCUGAAGAGCGCUCUGGCCGAGACGGUGGAGGAUAUCAACAAGACAGUGGACAACCGUUUGAGAAGGCUGAACGUCGCGCAGAGCAGCAGUGUUGCCGGGCCGGUGCCGGGGAUGACGGGUGGGCAGAGGCGCCCCGCCACUUCGGGGCGCUGCAGGCUAUCGUCAUGCAAAAUCUCCUAAUUUUUUCUACCGCGAUCGCCUUUCGAAGAUUUUGUGUACAACUACAAUAACAAUAACCAAUAUAAAAGGAGCACUGCUCCGAAGCAGAACUUUUGGUCGUAGCAAGGUUGACUUGAAACCUACCGGAGCUUUAUUGCGCGCCGCUUCGUGUUUUAUUUUUUCUGGCCUAAGCCAUUCAUAAGUAAAAGUAACCUAGCCAGGUCUUGUUUUUCUUUUUUGUCGAAGAAGCUCCGACAACGUGGGGCGAAAGAAAGACCAUUCCCGAACGGUUUUCAACGGUCGGUGCAGUGGAGUCGUAAUUACCAUAGAGCAGCAUAGUGACAUUUUGAGUAAGUACAGGAAACGUCAUAUUUGUCAUAUGGUAGCAGAACGGGCUGCAACAUCCUGAGCCAGUUUAAGUCGUCGAACAUGAUGUAUGUUUACGGCAACAGAAAUCCGAACAGUAUGCGCAAGUAUACGUAUUUGACGAGCAUGAUGUUUAAGAUACGACAACAGAAAUGAACAGAUUUUGAGCAAGUGCAGCAAGUAGUUUGCUAGCGCGAUGCUGCAAUAGAACUAAAUCAGGUAUUUUUUGACGGAUCUACCACACCCCUUUUUUACGCUGUUAGUGUUUUUUUUUGCAACGAUAGCACGCUGAAUUUUUCUGGACUCCCUGCGGGCCAUCGUUUUCGCCUUUUCAAGACGUCAGCGGGGAGAAACUGCAGCAAAGGAGCAGCACCACGAGUGAAAGGCAUAAAAAGCUCGCACUUUUCUUCGUUUAUUUUUGUCUUGUCCUCUUAACCUUUUCACGACCUGAGAUUUGUCUUAAGGUCAAAACUGUCAUGCUCUUUGUGAGCUCGACCACCCGCGGCCCGUCACAGGACUAUAAAUCUAGAGCGUAGGCGCACAGUUGCGUCAAGAUCUUUCUAGAGCAAAGCUACUAGUCCGAAGAGAGCCAGUAAGCUGAGAGUUUUAGCAACAGGCCGAGGAAUUUAAGCCCCUAGUUUUGUUUGUGUUAGAUUAUUAUCCUCGUAAGUCUUUCCACACUAGCUUUUAUUUUUGUAAGAGCUCUCACACUGAGAAAAAAAUCAGAAGAUUUUGAGACGCCUCUUGGACUUUCUCCAAGAAACAUCGGAAAUCGGAAAGCGGUCCAGCAGCUCACCAAUGUACAACCCAUGUAGUUCAUCAGCCGGCAACCGGCAAUGAUUUGUUUGGAUGGUCAAUGUUGACCGCAAGAAAAUAUCGCAAACUGCAACACGAACAGGAGUGCAGCGCUGUGGAGAUAUUUUAGGAAGGAAGAGAAAAUAAAAUCCUUGCGGAAACAAAUAAA
Amoebophrya sp. A120 is the source of this 2135-nucleotide messenger RNA. The record is from the annotation of a GenBank genome assembly. Lineage: Eukaryota; Dinophyceae; Syndiniales; Amoebophryaceae.